Eutrema salsugineum is the source of this 2171-nucleotide messenger RNA. Its product is annotated as reticulon-like protein B21. The coding region runs from base 329 to 2155 and encodes 608 amino acids. The record is from RefSeq and is a predicted model, not a curated record. NCBI's taxonomy places the organism in Eukaryota, Viridiplantae, Streptophyta, Magnoliopsida, Brassicales, Brassicaceae. The transcript has 8 exons.
UAAUCAUUAUGCUUAAGCAGCAUCUUUGCAGUGCUGCCACAUGCAAAGGCUUUUAUGUUAGUUAAAAGCAGUAGACAAUUUGGUGAUCUAUACUCCCAGGCCUCAUGAGACAAAGAUAGGUCCCCUCCUCUAUCUAAUCUAACAAUCCUACUUUAUCUCCCUAACAUCAGUAAGAAAAUAGAUGAAAUUCAAUUAUCUUGUCUUUGGUCUCCAACAACCUCCAUUCCAUUUUCCUUCAGCUUCAAGACUCAUCAUCAUUACCACUUUAUAUGUGUAGCCCCAGGAUUCAACUCAAUUACUAGCUAGGACAGUGACAUAAAGACAGAGCAUGGACCCAAGCAGCAGAAGAAGAAGAAUUGGCGUUGUUGCUGCAGGCUCUGUUUGGGAAACGAGAAUGCAGAGCGACGACAAAGCAAGCAAUAACGCCAUUGUUAAGGCCAUUCAUCUUCAAGCCGCCGAUGUAGAAAACAGUUAUAACAAGCAAAUGAGUUCAAAGGAGGUUUCUUUGGGGGUUCACGGAAAGCGACGGACUUGGAAGUCGGAUGUGAAGAAGAAUACAUCAUCUGAGAUUGGUCGAGCCGAUUCUCUGAAGCUCACGAAGCAGAGAUCGAUUGUUAAUACUCCUCCGGUGACUCCGAGGAGAUCGAUUGGUACUACUCCACCGUUGACGCCGAGGAGAUCGAUCUCUGGUGACUCCAAUGAUAAGAGUUUGACAGUGUCGGUGGCGGUGAAGAAGGCGAGAUCUGAUUCCGUAGAAAGCCUUGAGAAGACUCCGGGUCGGGUUAAGAAGACCCGAUCGGAGCUGUGCACGGCGAUCGUCAAAUCCGGUGAAUUUGAUUCAGUUGCGUUGAGAAAAGUGAAUUCAUUGCCGCCUCGUAAUUCCGAGAAAUCUGAUGAGAAAACAGAGCAUGUAGAUGAACCGUCGGUGUCGGAGCUUCCAGACGAUGUCAAAGAGGAGACCGUAAACGAAAAGCUGCAGAUUCCAGAAGAAGACAAGGAGCUCGGUGUCUGUCAGGAGAUAGUUGUCCCCGCUAAUUCGAACGAAAGUGAGCAGAUCGACAAUGGCGAUCACGAGGAGGAAGAAGAAGAAGAAGAAGAGGAGGAGAAAGAAGUGGAGAAAAAGAGUGUUGAUGUAAAAGAGAUGAACGUAGCGAGCGAGAAUAGGAAUAACAGAGUUGGUGAUGUUGAGAUUAAAAAGUACAGUCAAUUUCAAAACAGAACAUCUCCAUCUCCGUCUUCCGUCCGGAAAAUUCCGCCUCCGGUGAUCAAAAGGGCAACUUCCGUUUAUACGAUCCCACCAAGCACAGAUAGAUUUGCAGAAAAAGAAGAAAACUUUCCUCAUUCACAGAGCAAAUUGCAGAGUCUAGUGGAUCUGGUAAUGUGGAGAGAUGCAUCAAGGUCGGCGCUUGUGUUCGGCUUCGGAACAUUCCUCAUCAUCUCUUCUUCAUACGCCAAUGAUCUCAACUUCAGCUUCAUAUCAGUGGUGGCGUACAUUGGACUCAUCUAUUUAGGCGUCAUGUUCGUAUUCAAAUCUGUGAUCCACAGAGGAAUAGUGGAGGAGGAGAGGCAUAAAGGGGUUGGAAUGAGAGAGGAAGAUGUGAAGAGGAUGCUCAGACUCAUAAUGCCUUACCUCAACGAAUCUCUGCUUCAACUCAGAGCCCUUUUCUCCGGCGAUCCUUCCACCACCCUCAAGAUGGGAGUGGUGCUGUUUGUCUUGGCCAGGUGUGGCUCUUCUAUCACUCUUUGGAACCUCGCCAAAAUUGGCUUUUUUGGAGCAUUUACAGUGCCUAAAAUCUUCAUCUCCUACUCAACCCAUUUCUCUGCUUACGGGAAGUUCUGGUUUAGGAGAUUCAGGGACGCAUGGGAAUCGUGCACUCACAAAAAGGCGGUGGCUUUGGCACUCUUCACCCUCGUCUGGAACCUCUCCUCCGUCGUUGCUCGUGUGUGGGCAGCAUUCAUGUUAUUCGUCGCCUUGAGAUAUUACCAGCAGAAUAUGAUUUGGACGACUGAUCAAGAUGAUGAUGAUGAGGAACAUGUAGUAGAAGACGACGACGAAGAAGAAGAAGAAGAAGAAGAAGAAGUAAAGCAACAAGUCCGUAAACCCAAAAGAGCUCCUUAUAUGAUGAUGCCUAAUAAACUCAAGAAAUUUUCGUGAAGUUCCCUUUAUUUUU